Molecule: messenger RNA, 543 nt
Organism: Cordyceps fumosorosea ARSEF 2679
Lineage: Eukaryota; Fungi; Ascomycota; Sordariomycetes; Hypocreales; Cordycipitaceae
Exons: 1
Coding region: 1-543 (180 amino acids)
Source: RefSeq, a predicted model, not a curated record
AUGAUAUCCAGCGUCCGAUCGACCGGUAUACCAUUUCCCGGCACGCAGGCGCGCGCGCUGCCUGGUGACGAUGACCCCGACGUCGAGCUCAUCAUCGCGGAGCAAGUCCUCACCGUCUGCCUGACCAUCUUCAUCUUCCGUGGCGAGCCCGACACCUACUACAACCGACACGUCCUGCUCUACAUCUCCUCGCCCGACGACCCGGGGCUGCACGAGACGGUGCAUGUGCAGCGCGAGGACGAGGCGGCGCCGUGGAAGGUCUACCGACUGCAGGGCAAGACGGACUGGUCAGAGCCCGCCAACUACCUCGCCCACGUCAACGCCGGCGCCGUCCUCGUCCGGCCCGAAGCCGUCACGGCGCCUGGUGCGAUCAUCGCGGCGACACCCGUCACCGGCCGUCACAACGACGGCGGCUGGAACUGCCAGAACUUCCUGCUGGAGGGCCUACAGGAGUUCGUGCGGCAGGGCCUGCAGUCGCAGGCCUGGUACGAUGCGGUUGAGGAGGAGCUCUUGGAUAAGGUCAUCGAAGACGCUGUCGGCUGA